Messenger RNA from Sordaria macrospora k-hell, 1743 nucleotides. RefSeq lists its product as uncharacterized. The record is from RefSeq and is a predicted model, not a curated record. Lineage: Eukaryota; Fungi; Ascomycota; Sordariomycetes; Sordariales; Sordariaceae.
AUGACUCUUUACUCGGAUCCUCCCCCAUGGCGUGCCUUCAGCUCCGACAAGCCGACCUUGCUGGUGUGUUGGUGGAUCACCAUAUUCUGUGUCGUCCUGAUCCUGCUGCGCUUGUGUGGCCGGUUCGUCCGGACCGAGACGUUGUUCAGCGAGGACAAGACGGCCGCUCUGGCUUUGGUGCCGUUGUUACUGCGCAUGGGUUGCGUCCACUUUAUCUUGGUCCAUGGGACGAAUAAUGCCGACUUAUCGGGUGUGCGGCUUUCGGAGGAGCAUAUUAGAAGGAAGACAAUUGCGAGUGGCUUGGUGCUGCUCAGCAGGGUGCUUUAUGCCUUGACGCUAUGGAUCCUCAAAUACGCCAUCCUGGAAUUCUUUAAACGGCUCAAUGUUAGCUGGGAGCGUUCCUAUGAAAUAACCCUCGUCUUCAUUCGGGUUACCCUCGUCACCACCUUCCUCGCCGUCAUCAUCUCCGAUGUCGUCGAAUGCCGGCCCUUCCACAUGUAUUGGCAAGUCCUACCAGACCCUGGGCCCCAAUGCCGCCAAGGCUACGCCCAGCUCAUCACCAUGGCCGUCUGCAAUAUUAUUACCGACCUCCUCCUCGUCUUCUUCCCCAUCCCCAUGAUCAUCCGUUCCCAAAUGAGCCUGACCCGCAAGAUCCAGCUGGUCCUGCUCUUCUCCCUUUCCCUUGGCGUCGUCGGCGUGACCGUCUACCGCGUUCCGCACAUCCUCCGCGCUCACGGCUCCCAACAGUCCCGUUCUUUAUACGCCUCGGUCGAACUCUUGUUCGCCACUGCCGCCUCCAACGCCCUAGUUCUCGGCUCCUUCGUCCGCGACCGUGGCGUCAAAAAGCGCAAGUACAAAUACGGUUCCAUUGCCGCAGGCAGUCUUGAACGCUCCCCCGGCUCCGGCCCCGGCGGCUUGGGCGUCGCUCCCAACGUCCGUCGCUCAACCCUGCGCCACUGGGGUUCCGACGAGGACCUGGUCCGUGACGUCGGCUACGGCGUCAAGCCCGAUUUGCGCGAACGACCAAUCCCCUAUUCGGACGGAAGCGGCGGAGGCGGUUAUUACACCCCUGCCCCUAUGGCCCAGAUUCACCACCACGACAGUGACGCAGUUCACUCGUGGAAUUUCCCGCCAUCCUCUUCAUCCCAGGCUCGCUCCACCGCCCGCAGCGACGACUACCUGAUGUCCAUGUCAGGCCAACUAAGCCAACCCGGCUCACCGUGCAACUCUUCCCACAACCACAGCGACCUCCCCGUUCUGGCCUCACCCCGCCGCGUCUCCUUCUUUGACUAUGGCGGCCUUCUCUCCGACGAACCUACGCGUGGUCGACGAGAGUCAUCGGUCUCUACAACCGUCGAGCCACCGCGUCCCAACACGGUUCCCGUGCCCGCCGUGCCCGCCAGUGCUAAUGGGUUGCGCCGAGGAUCGGCAGCGUUGCUGCAGGAUUUAGGAGGCUUUUUAUCUCCAUUGACCUUGGCGGCUGUGCCGAAAUCGGUUCGCAAGAGGAGUUCAAGUACGGGACGAGGGAGGGGAAGGCCGAAGAGUACGAGUGAUUUGGAGAGUAUACCGCAGAUGCCAGGGGAGCAGUGGGGGCACGGAGAGGAAUUGCCUACAUAUUCGUCUGAGGAGAGGAGGCAUGGCCAAGGCCAGGGUCAUGAUCUGGAGUUGGUGGAUGUCGGCGGUUUGUUGACGAAUUUGAAAGAGCCGAUUGAAGGGCCGCCGAAGAGGAGUAUAACGCAAUGA